CGAACAGCUUGCAUCGCGGAGAGCGACUUUAUUUAAACUAGAAGCGGCGCCCCUUGACCCGUCGCAGUUCUGUUUGUUAGAUUCAUGCCACAUACUGUGACCCCUGCAAUCCACAGGAAUCAUGGCCCUCGUAAAGCAACUGGUUGCGCUGCGCCGAAAGGCUGGUCUGACGAAAGAGGAAUACUGUGAUUAUCAUUAUCAAAAGCACGGUGCUGUAAGUACUGCGCCAACUGCCGCCGAAACCCCUAGCAAAUACUUCCAAACGCAUUUCAUUGAUGCAGCAUAUCAUGCGGACCCAACGCAGAAGGCUCCCAAUGCCCACCCACCGUGGGCAUUCAGUGAUGGUGUGACGGAGCUGUAUUUCGACUCACCAGAGCACCUCAAGCACGUCUUCAAGUCGGAGUGGGUAGCCCAGAAAGUGGGACCCGAUGGCGCCAACUUUUCAGACUUCAGCGCAGUUCUUCCGAUGUUUGUGAGAGAGGACACGGUUCCCUUACCCAUUGCCGGUGCCUCUGCCUCCCAGACACACCAGCUGGGAGAGAAUGCCUUCGUCGCCAUGUAUUUUGUUGCACUGUCCAAUGUGGAGAUAGCGUCAGAAACAGUAAUCUCGGAGCUGGUAUCGUGUGUAGAUGACCAUGCAUCACAAGAAGUGCUAGCAAUGCUUGUUAACACACCUGAUGAUACUGAUUUUAAUUUGGGUGCUUACUUUGGAGGGGAGCCUCCGGUGCACUUUCAUUUUAUUUUCACGAUUACAUUGCGGGGUAAACAAUCGAUCAUUGCUAUCCGCAAAGCCCAGAAAGACUUUGAAGAAAGGGUCCAGUCUCUCGAUCUGCCCGCUACAUGGAUUGGCUUUGGAGAGCGCGCCGUGGUGCUAGACCAGACCGAGAAUAUCACAGUAAGCCGGACCCUCUUCCUCUCUGAUCCCACAGGACUACAACUAAUCACUUAAGUUGCAGUUUGAUCCAAGACGCCAACCUUUC
This is a messenger RNA of Aspergillus pseudotamarii, 980 nucleotides long. RefSeq names its product EthD domain-containing protein. Bases 122 to 949 code for a protein of 275 amino acids. Gene Ontology annotation, molecular function: oxidoreductase activity. The transcript has 2 exons. NCBI's taxonomy places the organism in Eukaryota, Fungi, Ascomycota, Eurotiomycetes, Eurotiales, Aspergillaceae. The record is from RefSeq and is a predicted model, not a curated record.